CAUCUGGAUGGGCUGUUGUCCAUUCUCUGUACAUUCAUUAUAUUUACAUCGAUUGAAAACGUUUAGGAAACAACGCCAGUGAAUGACAGUUAUCCAAAUUUCCGGUAGAGAAAAUUUUACAUUUCAUGGAAUGUUUGGUAGUAAUUUUCAGGCGAUUGAUAUUAGAUUCAAUUUGGGGAGAAAAAAUUAUGAAAUUUCUCAUAAAAUUCAAUGGACUCGCAAAUUUUUGAGCAGUAAGAAGCCGAGAGACCUCCCCAACAUAUCUGAAUUUUUAAUCAAGACAUCAAUAUUCAGUAUGAAAUUACCCUGAAUUUCCAAGGAAUUAAUAAUCCGAACAUAUUUUCGCAACUUGUAUUCAAUUUUAUGAUAUUUAUACUUUUCAUUGAUUCUUUCAUAAAAUAGUGAAUUUCAAAAACAUAAUUUUGUGUUUAGUGGAACUGUCACUUGAUGAAAAUUUUAAUCAAGUGUCAUCAAGUGUACCGGAACGGUCAGCCAAAAAUUUUUAACAGUGUAUUUUCUUUGUUGAGUGUUCAUGUAUACUGACUCCAUCAUGUUCAUGUACCCCAUGAACAUUGUAAUAUGAAUGAAAUGUUAUGAAUAGAUAUGUACAUUGAUUGGUUCAGUGAAGUGUUUACGUAGGAUAGAGAACAGAGACAGAAUAGUCCAAAUCUCUGUGUACAUCAAUGUGAUGAUGUUUUUGAUCGUCUUUCCGAGUUUUGAUGAGUUUUUAUGUUUGUUUUGUGUUUGGAAAAAUAUGAUGGAUUUGCUGAAGUAACGGACAUUAUUUUUGAAUCUACAGUAUAGGAUUCGCAGACGACUUACCGUGCAAAUAAUUCAAUCGGCCUACCUUAGUGAGGUUAUGUUUCUCUAGGUGGUUUCAUGCAGGUCAAACUAGUCUCACUUAGUGAGAAGAAAUAAAUUGGGUGAAGUAUGGUAUUCUGAGAAGGUGAUUUUGAGAAUACAUUGGAGUCAUGUAAGACAGUAAGGAUGCUGGUCUCACAGCGGAAGAUGAAGCAGAUUGGAUUCUUUGCCUUCUGUGUUUUACUGAUAUUCGCAUUCUACGAGACUGUUGUAAAAAUGGACAAUGUACCGCGCCAAAAUCCUCGCAGCAGAUUAAUGUCGAACAUUGAAGACCGACCUUCGCAAGAAAGACUGGACAAUUACGAGGAUUCGUCUAUUGCGAAAAAUCAGGUCAAUGACCUUGUAGAAGCCAAGAAAAGAAUACAUGAAUUGGCAGAGAAACUUCAUAACAUAGAAGCUAAGGUUAAUGACAGAAUACCAAAAAAAUUUCCAACAGUUAAAUUUCUAAAUUACAAAAAUCGCAAAAGGAUUCUGGUUACUGGUGGGGCUGGGUUUGUUGGCUCGCACUUGGUGGAUCGUCUAAUGCUUGAAGGACACGAGAUUAUAGUAGCGGACAACUUCUUCACGGGGAGAAAGCGAAACGUCGAACAUUGGGUUGGACACGAAAAUUUUGAGUUGGUUCAUCAUGAUAUUGUGAGGCCACUUUAUCUAGAGGUCGACGAAAUUUAUCAUUUGGCGAGCCCUGCUAGUCCACCUCACUAUAUGCUGAAUCCGGUGAAGACAUUGAAGACUAAUACCAUUGGGACUAUUAAUAUGCUAGGUAUAUUUGUACUUUUAUUAUUAUGACAGAUAUUAUGAACAUGUUCGAUUUCGAUAUUUAUCA
Diachasma alloeum is the source of this 1684-nucleotide messenger RNA. RefSeq names its product UDP-glucuronic acid decarboxylase 1-like. Gene Ontology annotation, biological process: D-xylose metabolic process. The transcript has 2 exons. Bases 988 to 1647 code for a protein of 219 amino acids. NCBI's taxonomy places the organism in Eukaryota, Metazoa, Arthropoda, Insecta, Hymenoptera, Braconidae. Gene Ontology annotation, cellular component: cytoplasm. The record is from RefSeq and is a predicted model, not a curated record. Gene Ontology annotation, molecular function: UDP-glucuronate decarboxylase activity; NAD+ binding.